CUAGUUUAGUAUUUAGCGGUCGAGUGUUGUGUUGUGUGAAGGCAGCACUAUACGGUUUAAUGAACGGAGUGCGACGGCGCGGCGCGCGGCGCGGGCGCAGAGCAGUCGGCCCCGAGCCCCUGGCGGCGCGACCACGCCACGCGAGUGCGGACGCACCAUGAACGAGUACGUCGAGUACGACUGGAGGCUCCACCAGGUGCAGAACGAGCUGCUCUGCGACGUGUCCCGCAAGCGGCUCACCGACGGCGACAAGCAGCGGGCCCUCGACGGCCUUAAAGAAACCGUCGACUCGAGUCUCAACUUAGCCCUACGCGACAAGAGCCGCUGCCAGGACGACGCCUUCCUGCGCCGGUUUCUGUACGCGCGGAAACACGAUGUGCAACAAAGUUUCGAGUUACUAGUGCGAUAUCACCAGUAUCGGCGCGAGCACCCCGAGCUGUGGGCGCCGGCGGACGGCGGCGUGCUGCGCGCGCUGGCCGACGGGCUGCCCGGCGUGCUGGCGCAGCGUGACCGCCGCGGCCGCGCCGUGCUGCUCAUGUUCGCCUCCAACUGGACCCCGCAGGCCUGCCCGCUCAUGGCCGUCUACCGGGCGCUCCUCCUCACCCUCGAACGAACCCUCCAAGAUGUGCAAAAUCAAGCCAACGGAUACGUAAUAAUUGUGGAUUGGACAGAAUUUACAUUUAAGCAAUCGUGUAGUUUACAAGCCAAAGUGAUGAAACUUAUGAUCGACGGUCUGCAAGAUUGUAUGCCGGUUAGGUUCAAGAGCAUACAUUUCAUAGGUCAACCUUGGUACGUGGAGACGGCGCUCGCCGUAAUAAAACCUUAUCUCAGAGCCAAAACGCGUGAGCGCAUCGUGCUGCACGGCAAUAAUUUAUCGACGCUGCACGACGCGCUGCCACUCGACAUACUGCCCGCGGAGCUGGGCGGCGAGGGACCCUCGUACAACUCCGAGAGGUGGUUGAACGAGUUUUACCGUGCCGAAAGUAAAGAUAACCCCGAUGCGCCACCAGUUCCACUGUCGAUAAAGACUGCAGCGCCACCCGAGGACGACCCCCCAUCCGCGAAACUCGACAAAGCUUACAAACAGAAGGACAAUCCAAAAUCAUUUAAUGGCAAUGAAAAGAGUGCUAAGUCAGAACUGUUGCGUGAUAAGGACUGACCGUUUGGCGCGCAAUCGCCGCGUCGUUAACAAUGGACAGCUGUCUGCGCACGCCGUGAGCGCCGGUGCGCUCGCGAGCAUGCAAUUGUGAUAUCGAUUGUAAUGCUAAUUUAUUGUCUAGAGAUUACUAAGAACAGUCCAGAGUAAACGCCUCAUUAGAAAGUUGGAAUAUAAUUAAGGUGCAUUUACGUUAGUGGUGUAUUGUAUAUGCUGGAAGGACGGAGCGAUGAUUCAUUCACACCUUAUUUUUGAUCGUGAUGUUUAAUUGGAAUCGAUAGUUUCGGUUCGUGAUAACUGAAUUAGCGAGUCGGCGGAUGCAAGGAGCGUUACUGGCCGCGUUGCAGGCGCAGGCGCAGGCGCAGGCGGCAUGUAACGGUGCCGAGCUCUCGUUUUGACGCAUCCGCUGCCAUUUGGCUUUGGCGCUGAAUUCCUCGCUCCGAAUAUUUUUUACAGGUUUCACUGUAGUUUAACAUUUUAUUUAUUCGACUAAUCAGUACCUUGUAAUGUCAAAUAUCUCAUUAUGUUAAUAUUUAAUUUUCAGACUAGUUAAGAUCACACAUUUUAGAAAUAUGGUUGUAGAUAUCCACGCUUUGGUCAUGUGAGGCUUACUGCGCAUUUACUAUUAUGUUUUAAGUUAGUGUAUGGUAUGCGAGGCGAAGCCUGCGAGGUAUAUAUGUGAUGUGAUAACUUUCGAGACAGUAUUAAAUUUAAUGUACUUAUUUCCCUUCAUUCCGGUCAUGGAUGCAUCAUGGAUGUGGAAAUUAUGGCUAGCUCUCGAAUAUUUCAAAACAAGCUCUCUUACAUAGCCUCUUGCUGUAACAAUUGUAUUUAAAACAAUGUGUAGCGUCGCUAGAAGUUUUUCCAGGGCGUUACGUUGCUUGUUGAAGCUGAAAAGACUUAUGAGUGAUGAAAGGAUGAUUAUUUUAUGCCCUUUGGCAUGUGUACUGUAUUAAAUACGUGUCUUAACAAUACCUUAAGCCGCUUAUGUCUGACAUGACUGUAAAUAUCCACUCAGCUGAGACAGUUGCUUUAAUAUUGUACCUAUCAAGUGAAAUAAAUGUAUUACACAAUA
This is a messenger RNA of Leguminivora glycinivorella, 2231 nucleotides long. Its product is annotated as clavesin-2-like. Gene Ontology annotation, molecular function: phosphatidylinositol bisphosphate binding. The transcript has a single exon. The record is from RefSeq and is a predicted model, not a curated record. The coding region runs from base 158 to 1159 and encodes 333 amino acids. Gene Ontology annotation, cellular component: membrane. Lineage: Eukaryota; Metazoa; Arthropoda; Insecta; Lepidoptera; Tortricidae.